GACGCCAGCAUCUCGAGGACGUGGGCACCCCAUGUGGGCACACAUUGCCGCAGCUUCGUUGAGCUUCGAGCGGACAUAGACGUCUUCACGCGAGGGCAUUGGCACUCCGUCCGUGUUUAGUCUGCUCCUCGGGCGGGCCCAGGCGUGCCCCCUCGCCUCUGGAGAUGUGCGGCCCCUGCUGGCAGGGCACCCCGUUGUCCAUCCUGGUCAGGGCGCCCUGCCUGUCGCCGCGGGGCGUGCUGGAUGCCGAGCCGGGCUGGGCGCAGAUGGAGGGACAGCUGGGGCCGCUGGCGGUGGACGUGGUCCUCGCAGUCGCCCGCGCGCUGCCGGUGCGCACUGUGGCUGCGCUGUCCGGCGCCUCGCGGGGACUGCGCGCAACGCUGUGGCUGCGACCAGACGCGGUCCGCUUGUGGGACGAGCUGCUUGAGCGCAGCUACGGGGCCCUCGCCCUGACCGUCGCCGACCGCGCGCAGCCCGGGAUCUCGGGCGCCGCGCGCUUCCGCUGCGCGCGGGCGCUCCGGCAGCUGUUCCGCGAGGGGCUGCAAGUGGUCCUCGGGUCCGUGACCGACCAGUGCAGCAAGGACAGCGUCGAUGUCAUCGCCUGCCCGUGCCUCCGCAGCAUGUACAACGCCCAUAUUGGCGCACAGGGUGCCAUCCGGGAGGCCGCGGGCCACGAGCUUGAGGCGGCCGUCGCCGCCCUCCAGAGACCGGUCGCUCCGUCCUCGGUCACGCUCGUGCCUGGAGGCGAGCUCUGCCGCCGGGUGGCGAUGACCGUCACAGAGCCGCCUGAGGAAGUCUUCCACGAGAUGGCGGGCCUGCGCCGCACGGGGCAGCAGCACGAGGCCAAGGUGGCGUUCAUACGCUUUCUGGAGGGCGUGCACAGGAACCUGCUGGGCGCGCUGCGCGGCGACAGCGGCGGAUUCCGCACCCUGGCCACGCCCACCAUGUUCACAGGAGGCAUGGGCGUGGAAGUACACCUGGUGGCAAUGGGCUGUGUGCGCUCCUUCUGGGCGGACCUCUGCGAGAACCCUGCAGACCCCAUCAUGAUGAGGGUCGCCUGCUUCGAGAGGGGCCACGCGCCGGUGUUCAACAUGAUGAAGGAGGAGUGGCUGAAAAACUUUUACAGGCCAGAGGAGGCGGACAGGAUGCUGCUGGAGGCUCUCCGCAGCACGGCGGACGCGGAUGAUGACUUCUUCUAGGCGGAGUGCGGGUGCCUAGACAGACCAUGGUGCCUACACCUCCCUCUGUGAAGUAAAGGCCGCUUGCGCCAGCGAGAAAUAACCGUAUGAGGGAUGCAGAGUGUAGCAUCGUAGUGAGGC
Molecule: messenger RNA, 1319 nt
Organism: Prorocentrum cordatum
Lineage: Eukaryota; Dinophyceae; Prorocentrales; Prorocentraceae
Source: the annotation of a GenBank genome assembly